Molecule: messenger RNA, 1548 nt
Organism: Diaporthe batatas
Lineage: Eukaryota; Fungi; Ascomycota; Sordariomycetes; Diaporthales; Diaporthaceae
Exons: 1
Coding region: 1-1548 (515 amino acids)
Biological process (GO): polysaccharide biosynthetic process
Cellular component (GO): membrane
Molecular function (GO): acyltransferase activity, transferring groups other than amino-acyl groups
Source: RefSeq, a predicted model, not a curated record
AUGGGCGGGUCUCAGGUCGACAGCGAGCAGGGCCCCCUGCUCGGGGCGCCGGAGGACGAGUGGCACACGGAGAAGCUCCACAGCGACGACAAGCCGGCGGCGAAGGGCAUCCAGUGGUCCCGGGUGGCGUGGAGCCUGGUGCCGUGGGUCAUCGCGGCGCCGCUGGGCAAGACGGAGCGCAAGCUGCCCAAGGUGACGUCGACGUCGUACCUGAACGGCCUGCGCGGCGUGGCGUGCCUGAUCGUGUUCAACUACCACGUCAUGAUCUCGUUCGACGCCGCGCUCAAGAGCCAGCUGGGCGCGACGCUCUUCGCCAACGUCACCGUGGCCGGCCACGGCGCGACCAUGGUCUUCUUCGUGCUCUCGGGCUUCGUGCUGUCCUACUCGCCGCUGUCCAAGAUCUCGUCCCCGGACGCCGCCGACUCGGCCGUCCUCACCGCGCUGUGGUCGGCCGUCAUCCGCCGCGGCCUCCGCCUCUUCUCGCCGCUCUUCGCCCUCGCCACCAUGCUCGCCCUCAUCACCUUCUUCACGGGCCUCUACGGGCCCAAGAGCGGCUCCCCCUGGGCCGACGACGCGACGCUCGGCGGCUUCUGGAACCACGUCGUCGCCUACGCCACCAACGUCUCGUACCUGCUGGACCCCUUCACCUGGAACAUCAUGCAGCUGCCCACCCUCGAGCACUGCUGGACCCUGCCCUUCGAGUACCGCGGCUCCUUCGUCGUCUUCCUGCUGUGCCUCGCCUGCUCCCGCCUCAGCCCGCGCUGCCGCAAGCUCGUCCUCGUCGCCUUUGCCCUGUGGGCCCUGCACUGGAUCCGCUGGGACGUCUUCUGCUUCACGGCCGGCAUGUUCCUCGCCGAGCUGCGCUUCCAGCCGCUGCUCCCGCUGUCCGUGGCCUUCUCCUCGUCGCCGCGGCCGGCCCCGGGCCGGCAGCAGGAACGGCUCCCCAUCUCCACCGCCGACACGGCGGCAGCGGAGCCCGACGCCGACGCGCCGCCGCGCCGGCCCUGGGCCAGGCUCGCCCGGGCCGUGCCCCGCAAGCACCUGCUCGCCUUCCUGGCCCUCGUCCCGUCCGUCGUCGUGUGCGCCUGGCCCGACGGCGCCGAGGAGGGGACCAUGCAGCCCUACGCCACCAUCCACGCCGUCUUCACCCCCUCGCACUACGUCGGCACCGACAUCGACUUCCUGUACGCGAGCGUCGGCGCCCUCAUGGUGCUCGCCUCGCUCGAGGCCCUGCCCCCCGCCCAGUGGCUGCUGAGCACCACGCCCUUCCGCUACUUCGGCGAGAUCAGCUUCUCCUUCUACCUGCUGCACUACGGCCUGCUCAACAUCCUGAGCGCCCACGCCCUCGUCUUCCUGACCGCCUCGUGCGGGUGGGACAUCAGCUCCGCCUUUGCGCUCACGUGGGUCCUCACGGCCGUCGUGUGCCUCCUGGCCUCGGACCUGUUCUGGAGGGGGGUGGAUGAGACGAGUGUCCGUCUGAGCCGCAAGAUUACUGAUUGGUUGAUCGUUAGGCCGCGGGAGAAUGAGAUCGCGUACCAUGCGCUGUAG